UUUUUUAGUCCUCCUCACCGAUUCAGUUCAGUUCGUCACCACCACCAUGGGAAAGCAAAAGCAGCAAGUGAUAUCGCGCUUCUUUGCUCCCAAACCCAAAACCACAAACCCUUCAUCGUCUUCUUCAUCAUCAUUUCCUCCCUCCUCAUCAUCAUCUGCAAACCCUCAUCACCCGCCAACCCCACCUCCCAAAAUCACAGCCACUGUCAAUUUCUCACCCUCCAAGCGCACUCUCCUCUCCUCCCACCUCACCUCCUCAUCUCCCAAACCAUCCAAACUACCCAAACUCUCUCCCCACACCCACAACCCUAUACCCACCGCACCCAAUCCCUCCCUCCACCAAAAGUUCCUCCAGAAGCUUCUAGAACCAUCAUCCGACGUUCCAGAACCUUCUCCUUCUUCCAACCCACCUGCCAAGUUCACGCCUUUGGAGCAGCAAGUGGUGGACCUCAAGAAGAGGUACCCAGAUGUCCUUUUGAUGGUGGAAGUCGGUUACAAGUACCGGUUCUUCGGCCAAGACGCCGAAAUUGCUGCGAGCGUUUUGGGGAUUUAUGCCCAUAUGGAUCACAAUUUCUUGACUGCUAGUGUGCCCACUUUCCGGUUGAAUGUCCACGUUAGGAGGCUGGUGAGCGCUGGGUACAAGGUCGGAGUGGUGAAGCAGACCGAAACCGCGGCCAUUAAGGCCCACGGGUCGAACCGGUCUGGCCCAUUUGGCCGGGGAUUGUCGGCAUUGUACACCAAGGCGACGCUGGAGGCGGCUGAGGAUGUCGGGGGUAAAGAAGAGGGGUGUGGUGGGGAUAGUAAUUAUUUGGCUUGUGUUGUGGACAAGAGCGUUGCGUUAGAAAAUGUGGAUGGCGGAGUUGACAGUGGGAUUGAAGUGAAAAUUGGGAUUGUUGCGGUGGAGGUAUCGACUGGAGACGUUGUUUACGGAGAGUUCAAUGAUAAUUGUAUGAGGAGUGGGCUUGAAGCUGCGGUUUUGAGCUUGUCUCCCGCUGAAUUGCUUAUUGGGGACCCACUCUCCAAACAAACAGAGAAGAUUUUACUUGCUUUUUCUGGACCUGCUUCAAAUGUCCGCGUGGAGCACGUCUCACGAGACCACUUCAACGAAGGUGGUGCUUUUGCUGAAGUAAUGUCCCUAUAUGAAAACAUGGAUGGAGAUGAUUUAACAGAUCAUCCAAAGAUAGAUACCGAUGUGAAAGAACAGAGUACUAUUCGCUUGGGAAUUGAGGGAAUAAUGAACAUGCCAAAUUUGGCAGUCCAAGCACUGGCCUUAACUGUUCGUCAUCUGAAACAAUUUGGUUUAGAAAGGAUCCUGCACCUAGGAGCUUCUUUUAGGCCCCUCUCAAGCAGCAUGGAGAUGACUCUCUCGGCCAAUGCACUUCAGCAAUUGGAGGUAUUGAAGAACAAUGCUGAUGGGUCUGAGUCUGGCUCUUUGCUGCAGUCUAUGAAUCAAACUCUUACCAUAUUUGGUUCAAGGCUUCUUAGACACUGGGUAACUCACCCUUUAUGUGAUGGAAACAUGAUUUGUGCUCGUCUUGAUGCUGUUUCUGAGAUUGCAGAAUCCAUGGGGUCUUCUAAAGCUCAGAAUAUUGAACAGCUUGAUGCGGAAGAUUCUUUUGUAACAAAUUGGAAACCAGAGUUAAAUUAUAUACUUUCUUCAGUUCUGACGACUUUGGGACGGUCAACUGAUAUUCAACGUGGGAUAACAAGAAUCUUUCAUCGGACUGCCACUCCAUCUGAGUUCAUUGCAGUGAUUCAAGCUAUUUUAUAUGCUGGAAAACAACUUCAACAACUUCAAAUUGAAGAAGAGGGAAGCAAAGAAAAUUUGAGAGGAAAGACAGUACGCUCUGACCUGCUGAGGAAGUUGAUAUGUACUGCUUCGUCAUCCACUGUAAUUGGAAAUGCUGCAAGACUGUUGUCUACCCUUAACAAAGAAGCAGCUGACAAACAGGAUCUACCAAACUUAAUAAUCUCUGAUGGGCAAUUUCCUGAGGUUGCUGAAGCACGGAUGGAGGUUCAAAUGGCAAAGAAAAAAUUGGAUUCUCUCAUCAGUUUGUAUCGCAAACAGCUUGGAAUGCGCAAGUUGGAAUUCAUUAGUGUGUCUGGAACGACACACUUGAUAGAGUUGCCCUUAGAUGUAAAGGUGCCUUCAAAUUGGGUUAAGAUCAAUAGUACCAAAAAGACUGUCCGGUAUCACCCACCUGAUGUUUUGACUGCUUUAGACCAUCUAGCCCUUGCAAAUGAGAAACUCACUAUCACCUGUCGUGCUGCUUGGGAUAACUUUCUAAGUGGUUUUGGUAAAUAUUAUGCUGAGUUCCAAGCUGCUGUUCAAGCAGUAGCGAGUUUAGAUUGUCUUCAUUCACUUGCUGUUCUUUCAAGAAAUAAGAACUAUGUUCGUCCAGUGAUCGUAUAUGAUGAUGAACCUGUCCAGAUACAUAUAUCGUCUGGCCGUCAUCCGGUUUUAGAGACUACAUUACAAGACAAUUUUGUUCCAAAUGACACAGAUUUGCAGGCAGACAGAGAGUAUUGUCAGAUUAUUACUGGACCUAACAUGGGUGGAAAGAGUUGCUACAUUCGCCAAGUUGCUCUCAUUGCUAUCAUGGCUCAGGUUGGUUCCUUUGUACCAGCAUCAUCGGCAAAGCUGCAUGUGCUGGAUGGCAUUUUCACUCGAAUGGGUGCUUCUGACAGUAUCCACCAAGGGAGAAGCACCUUUCUUGAAGAACUGAGCGAGGCUUCACAUAUACUCCACAAUUGCACAGCACGGUCAUUGGUUAUCAUCGAUGAGCUUGGGAGAGGCACGAGUACACAUGAUGGCGUGGCUAUUGCUUACGCUACAUUACAUAAUCUGCUACAGCAGAAAAAAUGCAUGGUCCUCUUUGUCACGCACUAUCCAAAAAUUGCUUAUAUUAGAACUGAAUUCCCAGGCUCAGUGGAGGCAUACCAUGUUUCUUAUCUGACUUCAAAUAGAGAUAUGGAUACGGUAGGCAUGCAAUCUGAAAAUGAAGAUGUCACUUACUUAUAUAAGCUUGUGCCUGGUGUUUCAGAGAGGAGCUUUGGAUUUAAGGUUGCGGAGCUUGCACAGCUACCUUCCUCGUGCAUAAGACAAGCGACUAUCAUGGCUGCUAGGUUGGAGGCAGUAGUAAACAGCCGAGCAAGAAACAGACAUGGAAAAAAUUGGUUGCUAAAAUCACUGGUAACAGAUCAAAAGAAAGAAGCACAAGAUGAAAUGCUGGAAUCUCCCGAGUGCCUUCGUGUAGGAUGGAGUCCGGUUUUAGAGGAGACAAAUGGUGGUGCAUAUCAGAAAUUCUUUAUUAAUUUGAAAGCUGCAAUAAUUGAUGUUGACGAUCCUGUAAAAAGCUGUCAGUAUUUGAAUCACGCAAGAAGCAUUGCAAGAGAGUUAAUAAGCAGAUAAGCAGUCAUUCCUGAAAAGUGAUUUGGCAUGCAUGCCGCAGUGGAUACAGCAGCAGCGACGGAGGCCGAUUCGAAACGUCGAAUUUCAUCAAUUUUGUAGAUAGUAUUUUGCCUGAAGAAUUUUGUAUUUCUUGAGGUCUCGAUCUUCAUCUUUUUGUAAUUAUCCAUACACAUAUCUGCAUGCUUUUUGAAGAAAUAAAAAAGAACAUAACUAAAA
Prunus dulcis (almond) is the source of this 3628-nucleotide messenger RNA. Its product is annotated as DNA mismatch repair protein MSH3. The record is from RefSeq and is a predicted model, not a curated record. The transcript is spliced from 13 exons. The coding region runs from base 47 to 3412 and encodes 1121 amino acids. Gene Ontology annotation, biological process: mitotic recombination; mismatch repair. Gene Ontology annotation, cellular component: nucleus. Gene Ontology annotation, molecular function: mismatched DNA binding; ATP binding; ATP-dependent DNA damage sensor activity. NCBI's taxonomy places the organism in Eukaryota, Viridiplantae, Streptophyta, Magnoliopsida, Rosales, Rosaceae.